CAUACCAACAGAAAAUGACACAAAACUGAGCAUUUUUGGCCUGGGGAGUUACAAAAUCAUGGCGUCCAAAACGAGACGAAUCUGAAUGAUUCAAUGAACUUUUUCUCUACGACACUGCGGGAUAUUCAUGCUAAUGGAUUUCCUCCUAAUUGGUCUGUACUUAAAGUGGCCGCUAAAGAAGCCCCCCGGAUUGAUACUGUGCUCUCUGGGCAUCUUUCUGAAAAUGGUUCCCCUGGUGGGGGGGAGCUGUCCAAGGCUGUGCCGCUGCGACAGCAAGCUGCUGUACUGUGAGGGGCUCAACCUGACAGACAUCCCCCGCAACCUGAGCAGCGCCACAGGCUUAUCCCUGCGGGAGAACAACAUCUCAGAGCUGCGUGAGGGGCAAUUUGUUGGCCUGUCGCAGCUCACCUGGCUCUACCUGGAUCAUAACAACAUUGAAUUCGUCGAGGAGAGCGCCUUUGAGAGGCUGCGGCGGGUCAAGGAACUCGACCUCAGCACCAACCGGAUAGAGAACCUGUCCAAUGGGACUUUCAGACCUCUGCCCAACUUGCGCAUCUUGGAUUUAUCCUACAAUAGGCUGCAGUCACUGGAGCCAGACCUUUUCCACGGCCUUAGGAAGCUUACCAAUUUGCACUUGCGCUACAAUGCCCUGAAGUUUGUGCCUGUGCGAAUCUUCCAGGACUGCAGGAGCAUGCAGUUUCUGGACCUGGGCUACAACCAGCUGCAGAGCCUGGCACGCAACUCAUUUGCUGGGCUCUUCAAGCUGACUGAGCUGCAUCUGGAGCACAACGAGCUGGUCAAAGUCAACCUGGCCCACUUUCCCCGCCUCAUUGCCCUUCGCACACUCUACAUGCGUAAUAACAAGGCCACCAUUGUUGUCAGCACCUUGGACUGGACCUGGCACUUCCUGGAGAAGAUUGACUUCUCCAACAACGCAAUUGAGUACAUCGAGCCGCAUGUCUUUGAAAGUGUGCCCAACCUCAAGGAGCUCAUGCUGGACUCCAACAAGCUAACCUAUGUGGACCAGCGCAUCUUGGACUCUUGGACAUCCCUAAGCAGCAUCACUUUGUCUGGGAAUGAGUGGGAGUGCAGCCGCAAUGUAUGUGCCCUGGCCUCCUGGCUGAGUGGCUUCCAGGGCCAACGUGAUAGCGCUUUGCUGUGUGCAAGCCCGGACACGGCCCAGGGUGAGGACAUUCUGGACGCUGUCUAUGCCUUCCAGCUGUGUGAGGAUAGUGUAGAAGCCACCACGCAGACCUACGCAGCCACCAGAGACCUAGCCCGAGGCUCCAUUUUCAAAGGGCCCACCAGAGGCCCAUAUGACCUACAGGAUGUGGAGGGUGGUGAGGUAGUCACCAACUCCUUUACAGUGACCAUGGCUGCAGAUGACCUGGAGAGUACCAUGCAGAUCCACAAGGUGGUGACGGGCACCAUGGCGCUCAUCUUUUCUUUCCUCAUCGUGGUGCUCAUGCUCUAUGUGUCGUGGAAAUGCUUCCCAGCUGGUGUGAGGCAGGUGAGGCAAUGCUUUAGCAGCCAGCGCCGCAAGCAGAAGCAAAAGCAGACCAUGCAGCAGAUGGCCACCAUGUCCACGCCUGAGUACUAUGUGGACUACAAGCCUAACCACAUUGAGGGGGCCCUUGUCAUCAUCAACGAAUACGGUUCCUGCACCUGCCAGCAACAGGCAUCCCGGGAAUGUGAGGUGUGAAACUUUGGCUACUGUCCCUGGAUAUUUCACAAUCACAUCAGAUCAAUGGAUACGGGACAUGCUUUGAUGCUGUACCACACUGUGCUGCUCUCUGGAGGAGACUUGGAUGGCAUGUUCAGAGUGCAAAGGGGACAGAGACCAAGGAUUUACUGCUGAUUUCAAUGGCCUCAGUGGCUUUCAGUGGACACAGCUUUAGAACAGGUUGACACAAUGUCUUGGGGCUGAGAGGAAUAUAGGAACUAAUCAAGGUUCUCUUGUGACGAGUGGAUAUUUGAGCUUUAAUGUGUCUUUCUACUGCAGGAGAUUACUAAAGCUACUGAGGACACCCAGAACACAAUUUUUAUUGUUGUAACAACAAUAACAAUAAUGACAAGAAAAUUUAAAUGGGGAAAAAAUAAAAGAGAUGAGUCUGUGUAAAAUAUGUUAAAAUCAGAAAAGCAAGAGUGGGAAUAAAACUCAAGAUGCUAUACUAUUUCUUUUGUAAACUAUGGAAAAAAGGAAACAAAUGUUUAAAUAAAUGAAUUGCAAUUCACAGUAGUCACGUUUGCAGGCACGUUUGAGGGGUGGUUUGUUGUCGGUGGUAGCUUGGGGAGGACUGUAAGUUUGGCCCUGCUGUAUUUGUAGACGAUAAAUAAAAUGAGCAGUGGGGAUCUCGUCACUUCAUUUGAAAUGUUAAGCCUCAAUCUGAAAUUCAGAUCUCCUCUACCACCUCCCAGUUCUUACUCUUUCUUCCCCAUCUCACCAUAUGGGGGGAAUGAUCACUGUGCAGGCUUGCUGUUACUGUUGUAGUUGCUUUUUCUCUUCUUAUGUCCCAUUCUUUAUAGAUUAAGCAAACUAACAGAAGCCAAAAAAGAAAAAAGACUCUUACGUUCCGUUCAGAAGGUUUUUUUAACACAGUCAAACUAUGAGUCACAUGCUGUCUCUAUAAAACAGGGCCGAUGUCUUUUAAUGGCUCAAAGCUAUGCCUUUUGACUGCUUUCUCAUGCUCAGUUAGUGUGUUAAAUCUCCCUAAGACAGUGGUGAAAUCAGAGCUGGACAAAAACCUAGCCUUAAACGUGGGCAAUGGUGUUAUAAUGAUUUAGGGAGACAGUUAAAAAACUGUAUGAUGUUAAUGGUUGAUCUGUUGGGGAUCUCUGUUUGCUAAGCUUUUUUCCAAGAUUUUCCUUUUUCAAUAGGUUUCUUUAGUUGAGCAGACAGUGUCUCCUCUGGCAGUGGAAGAAAGAACAUGGUUUCUGAAAGAAGGUACAGACUGCUCUCUAGUGUCCCAACACCAGCAGUAGAGGGAGAGAAGAUACAGUAGCAGCAAGCCCUUGACUUUUCUUACCUAGGCUUAGUCUUUGUGUGUUUUUGGGUUUGUGUGUGCGUGUGUGUGUGCAUGCAUGUGUGAGCUUCUCUGUGUGUGUGCUGGUAUACACUUCCAAUGUGUGUGUGUGUGUGUGUGUGUGUGUGUGUGUGUGUGUGUUUGUCGUAGCUCAGCCCUGGGUGCCAUCACUGCUGCAGAGUAAAGUAUUUCGCAUUCUGAACACAUAGGCUGGUCAUUUGAAGUAAACAAGGGUUCAAUUACUUUAAACCAAAUGACUCCUCCACUGCCUUCCCCUGUCACUCAAUUUAAGGCAUCUUGCUGUUACCACAGUGACAGGGCUAGGUGGGAAAUGCCUCUAUUAGACGUGUUUGAGUGCAUAUACCUGGUUACUUGAGCAAAUGUGUGUGGGUCAAGCUUGGAACUGGUCAUGCCAGGCUGUUUCAAAAUGCAUGUGUGGCCAUAGGAACGACUUUCUUUCAUCAAGUAUGCGUGGGAUGUACAAGGGAAACUGUGAAGCUAAGCAGGGAUUUUUAUAAACAGGCAGAUGGUUUUAUUCUGAACCUCAAUAGCCCUGACACCCCUUAAACUUGCUAUCAAAACUGUUCUAUUUUCACCACUGUAUUUGAUCCAUAUGAGGAGCUGAGCCAAAAUAAAUGAAAAUAAAAUGUAUUCCAGUUGUUGUAAAUUAUGCAUACAUGUGACCAUAUCCCCUCCUUUUUCCUUUCCUGAUAAAUCUUGUCUUGCUAUUUUUGAUCUUUUAUUUAUUUUUAUUUUUUUGAGAUUAAGAGAUUGUUUUAAAUUGAUACGCUAUUCAAAUGUUAAUAUAAACAUUAUUUGGGGUAAA
Molecule: messenger RNA, 3849 nt
Organism: Colossoma macropomum (tambaqui)
Lineage: Eukaryota; Metazoa; Chordata; Actinopteri; Characiformes; Serrasalmidae
Gene: lrrtm1
Product: leucine rich repeat transmembrane neuronal 1
Exons: 1
Coding region: 128-1702 (524 amino acids)
Molecular function (GO): protein binding
Source: RefSeq, a predicted model, not a curated record